UUUUUUGUAAAUUCAUCAUUUGUAGGUAUCAAAAUACUGUAUGAACUGUAAAAAAUAUGUUAUAUAGGUGCAUUAAAUUUGGAAUAUUUACUAUCAAAAGCUAAGCUAUAACGAACUAGUGAGCUACAUUUAGCUUUUGACAGGUGAUUGAGAUAUCUGUGGCUGCUCAAAAUAUUUGUGUCUCGACUUAAGUGCUUUCAAAUUUUCUAUGGUAGAUCUUGAUAAUCGUUGACAUUAACAGCUCAGGACAGUUUAGUUGGCAGUUUUAUUUUUCAGCGCAAUACUGACUCUUCCCUGUGCGUUCUAUUGGGAACUUAAAAUGAAUAGAGUAGAUACUUGUAUAGGCCGUUUCCACAGACUUCUAGAUCUUUUAGGAAGCGUUUAAACUUUUUCUAUGACACUAUACAGGAGUAUAGAAUUGUCUGGAAAGUUUCAAACAUUUCAGGAAAACUUGUGUAGGCCCAUUUUGUAAAUCUUUUCAAAGUAGCUUGGAAAAAAAUGCGCAGAGCUUUGGAGAAAGACCGAAUGGUAAGGAGAGUCACGAACUGCUUUCUACCGUACGUCCUAUAUUUUUAUAUUUGAAAGGGAAGAUGUCUCAAGUGCAGAAAAAAUAGUGUUUUUAACAAAUUACCUUGUACUACCGAGGAAAGCUAUCGAAAGAUUUACAAUGCUGGACUAAUGAUUACAAUUUUUUUUAGGUGCAUUAAUUAUGCAUAUAUUAAUUACACAAAAAUGGAAUAAAUGCAUCAAGUGCCAAUAUUGGGUACAAACAUUCGACUACGAAUAGUGCAAGCACUGUACAUAAAUACAAUGGUGUUGGAGCAACCCGGUAGAAUGAAGCGCUAUCGUAGCCACUGCCGUUUUUAACGCAUUCUAACCUAACUAUUUAAAUCAUGUAUAAACAUGAACUGCUUUUUUAGACAAAUUUUAUUAUUACCAAGGGAGAUGAAGUGCUUUUUAAAAAGUUUUCGUUUUACAAAAUUCAACCAGAAAAAAUGUUAUAUAACAAUAUCGUCGAAGUUAAAGAAAGUUUCCCCGUCGUUACAACGUUUUGAGCAUUCGGACACUGAUCACACUCAAUUAGACAAUUUAGACGAUUUAAUACACUUUUCGCUUUACAAUGAAGUGCAGCAAUAUCAACCGGCUAAGAAUUUGUUGUAUGCCGACUCUUCGGAUCCUCUAAUUGUAAAAUUAAAAAAUUCAGUUUCGGUACAGGACGUAAUUAAUGGUGUCAAUAACUCGAUGGAUUAUACUCACAUUACUCAAGCUAUUUUAGUAUUGUGGGAUCUUCAGAAAAUGUGUUAUUUUGCGCAGGGUUUAUCUCCGACAGAGCAGAGCGGAAUGGCUUUUAGUAAUCAUCCUCAUAUUUAUUCUCUUAUAGAGUUGGCUAAGGAAAAAUGUGAUAGCUUUGAUCCGGAGUCAUUCAGUUGUUUUUUAAUGUAUGCGAAUAAAUUAGGUUACCAACUAGAUUCUAAUGUGCCACAGUUUUUUAAGAAGGCACUGCACGUAUUGAGCACAAGCACGUCGCUGACUGUAAUAUCACGACUUCUUAAUGUUAUCAGAACCCAAGAAAUGACCUUCGGCUCUCUUUUUGCGGUGCAACCUGCUGUGCCGGUGGUUUUACAGGAGCUCGAAAAAUGUGAAAGUCUGGAAGAUCUAAAACUUAUUACAAUAUGCCUGCAACAUUUUCACCAGAAUGUUACAAUGGAAAUUUUACAGAAGUACAUGGAAGUCGUUAAGAGAGUGAUUUCAACGUGUGACAAUGUACCGGCCACAUACAGGAUAUUAUUGAAGAUUAUAUACUUUUUGAAUUUUCCAAAAUGGAGCGACAGGUGCACCACUUUAUCAUCCGAGCUGGCUUUACAUAUGAAGGGCAACUUGCACACACUGAACGUGUCCGACCUUUGCAUUUUAUUUGAGACUCUAUACAAAACUCACGAACCCGGUGAGUUGCAAACUGAAAUGCAACGUUGUUGUAGAGUAUUUCUACAGUCGGGAGACGACGAAUCAAUUGUUCCCAAAGAAAUGAAGCUGAAACUUUUAUCGUGCAUGGCGUCAUUCUCCUCUACAAUUCAUCGAUCGGAUUACGAAAACGUAAUCGCCGAGUUCCUCAACCUACCUUUAACUAUCACGAGUAUACUAGACUUGCUUCGUAUAGUCACGUUUGUUAAAUCUUCGAAUUCAGACCUUGACGAAAGGUUUUGGCAUAAAACCUUAGAGGUACUCCGACAGAAUAAUACGUACAAGGACCUGGACAUUUUAUUAAAAGUUUGCCAGAAGUACUUGAACUAUAACAAUGACGUCCAUUAUAGAUGCACGAAGUUUGAAAAAUGUGUGCUAAAUUGGUUACACGAAGAAUUUCAAAGCGGAAUUUUAUCCGUUAUACCCUCAAAAUUGUCUUUAGCCGCGGCUUUUAUAUUCGCCUUCGAACAUAAGAGAGAUGUGUGCAAUGCAGUUUUAAAUAAGAUAUUGCAAGUCAGAGAACAAUUUAAUCAUUUGGACGUUUUAUAUCUUUCUAAAGGUAUAAGAAAUUUGGACUCCUCAAAGAACCCUAGCGUAACAGUCAGUCACUUGAAGACUUUGAGUAAUGUCUUAGAUAGCAUUGUCUGCAACAAUAUUUUCGCAACAAAUGACGUAACGCAGAAUAAUUUCUUGAUUAAAAGUUGUGUUUACAGAAGAUGCUUGAAACGAGAUCUUGUCAAUCGUAUUUUUUUUAAUUACACCAUCAAAGAGCCCUUGUCGUCUUUAGCCGUAAGGAAUAUGGUGAUCGGGCUGCAAACCACCGGUACCUUGGUGCCAGAAUUGGUGGAGUCGCUCUCCCACUAUGUCGUCUCCCAUAAGGACUGUAUGUUGGGAUUUAAUGCGGAGAAAGUGGCAUACUUAUGCUAUUACUUGGGAUAUACUCCCAGUAAUUCUGAUUUAUUGUUUGAUAUAAUAGCCGAUAUUAUAAUUCGCGAUCAAGAAAGGUUGAGUGGACUGUCCUAUAUACACGCUGCAAUGGCCCUAUGUUUUUUUCAUAAAUUGCCCACUUCUUGGAUCAAGCAGAUAUUCAAUGUGAAUUUUCUGGAAAAGCUCGAUUUCGAAUUGUCCAUGUGCUAUUUUAAGGAUAAAUACCCCAUUAGAGUAAGGAACAACAUGAUGCAUUUAAAUCGAGCCGUUUGUUUAGACUAUCCUGAAGCGAAUGUACCAUGGUUCCAUAAGAAAUAUAUGGAACAGUUGCAGAAAGCUCCGCCUCUUGCACAAAGCUUUCCCGAUAUUAGACAAUAUUUGUUACACAUUAUUCGUGACCCAGAAAUGCUUGUCCAAGGUCAUCAUACUGCGUACGGGUACCAUAUCGAUUUUUUGCUUCACCAGGAUCCCAAAGGAAACUUCAUUAAACCUGGUACCGAAAAAGGGACAAGAAUCGCAUUGUUGUUAAUGAAAGAAAACGCAUACACAAAUUUGAUGGUGCAACUGAAAGGAUAUCAGCAACUCAAAAAGCGGCAUUUGGAAAUUCUCGGAUAUCGUGUGGCUAGUGUAAACAUAAAAAAGUGGAAUUCUUUACUGUAUGGAGCGGAGAGACUAGAAUUUUUAAAUAAUUUAAUCGAACAUGGCUAGUCAGAAUAUAUUUCAUUAGUUCCUGUUGA
Messenger RNA from Photinus pyralis (common eastern firefly), 3626 nucleotides. RefSeq names its product FAST kinase domain-containing protein 1, mitochondrial. Gene Ontology annotation, biological process: regulation of mitochondrial mRNA stability. The transcript has 7 exons. Bases 904 to 3597 code for a protein of 897 amino acids. The record is from RefSeq and is a predicted model, not a curated record. NCBI's taxonomy places the organism in Eukaryota, Metazoa, Arthropoda, Insecta, Coleoptera, Lampyridae.